AUGGGAUGGGAGUGCAGUUGUCAGAAUCAUGUACCUGAUGUUCCACCUUACGGAUGGCCUAUAACUAUUGCAGAAUGCCAAGGUAAAGAACAAGCAUGCAUCAACAACUGUAGUAGUGGUGCUCUUCAAAAUAUAUGUAUCAAAGGGUGUGGCUUAUAUUACAAAUGCAAGAAAGCAGGUAGUCUCCCAAGUGGACUUAGAGUAAGCGAUGAAAAUAAGAUACCCGUCUAUAAUACACAUGCUUCAGAAGGAGAAGGAAGUUCUGCUUCUUUAUUAGCCUGCUUCUCUUGCUCCUUAUAUACAUCCUUUUUCAUUGGUAGUGUAGUUUCAUUCAUCAGUGCAUUAUUGUAA
Messenger RNA from Gilbertella persicaria, 351 nucleotides. RefSeq lists its product as uncharacterized. The record is from RefSeq and is a predicted model, not a curated record. The transcript has 2 exons. Lineage: Eukaryota; Fungi; Mucoromycota; Mucoromycetes; Mucorales; Choanephoraceae. The coding region runs from base 1 to 351 and encodes 116 amino acids.